AUGCAAAACAUGCCACCUGCCCAGUGGGUGAUGCCCACGAAAGAACUUGCUGGAUAUGAGGCUGAACUCCCCAUCAUAGAGAAAUCCAACCCCAUAACAGAAAAUAUAGACAGACCAGAUUCUGUUCAAAUUGUUCCGCUUUUAAAGGAAUAAGAUGGAGAAAUAUUUCAGAAGGAAGACAAUAUAGCCACCAACAAUAAGAGCCUAUACAGUAAAUCAAUUUUAGCAACAAUGGUUGACACUGCCAAACAUGUCAAAGAACUGUUGAAGGAUUCUGAAAAUAACCUCAUUCUGCUAAGUGGAUGUGGGACUUCAGGAAGAUUAGCAUUUCCGCUUGCAAUUUCAGGAAAAAAAGAGAAAGUAAUUUUCAUUGGCAUUUCAUGUGGAUUGUCAGCUCUAUUUGUUGCUGGUCAACUGCACAUCUGCAUGAACAACCUAAAGAAAUUCAUCCCUGUUCUCGUGCAGUUCAAUCCAGUUAAUAUGGCAAAAUCUGACAAAAUAGAGGGAUGGCAUUCUACAUUUCUUCAAGUGACAGAAGGAAUUCAGAAAUUGGAAAAGCUACACAAGGCAUAUAUCAUUAACCCCAUUGUUGGGCCUGAAGGAAUCACUGGAUCAUCCUGCAUGAAAUGUGGAAGUGCCACCAAAAUCCUCCUGGAGACCAUUUUCCUGGCUGAACACAAGGCUUUGGCAAACAACAGUGAUAUACAGAUGGUUGAAUGCUUGGAGUUAAGGAGAUUAAUCAGGAGUCUGCUGGACUUGCUGAGAAGUUAUGAAAAAGCUCAGAUGCUCACAGUAAAAAGAUUGCUGCUUUUAGUGAAGCAGACUGGUGCAAGCUUACAACACAAUGGCCAUAUAUUCUACAUUGGAUGGAAGUCACUUAGAAUUAUGGGAAUCAUUGAUGCAUGUGAAUGUGUACCAUUUGGAGUAGCAGAAUUUUCCAUCUCACAUGACAAUUUUAGGAAGAAUAUUCUUCCCACAAUCCACAAGAAUUAUACUACUGUCUUCGUCAUUACUUUAGAUGAUUAAGUUUCAGAGAUUGAAAAACUUGUGCAGCAGGUUAAGAUGUCAACAUCCAAUUUGUUUGCAAUCUCACAUGGGAGACCAAAGCAAUGUAUGACAUUCCUGUCUUGUCCGAAAGGAAGUGUUUUUACUAUAAUCAAUGUCAUGUGGCCAGCAAUAUUGUACAAUUACGAAGGAUGCAAUAUUCAGAUAUUUCAGCAUGAAUUGAGUACAAAAUAGAUACUCAAUGCAAUUAGUACAGGUGUGCACAUUUUGAAAGAGAAAGUCUAUUAUAAUUUUAUGACUGACUUCAAAGUUAGUAACACCAAAUUAUUUGGUCAGGCUUUAUACAUCCUUCAGAGACUUACAGGCCAGACUCAGUCUAACUGUUUUGAGACAUUGUUAAAGACUAUUUAUGAAACAGAUGAACUAAGUGAAAAGAUGAAAAUGGAAAUUUCACAACAUAUUCAGCUUGCUUCAACAAUGAGAAAGGUUUUUGAUGAGUAUCAGCAGGGAAGUUGUCAUCUAUGA
Chiloscyllium plagiosum (whitespotted bambooshark) is the source of this 1530-nucleotide messenger RNA. Lineage: Eukaryota; Metazoa; Chordata; Chondrichthyes; Orectolobiformes; Hemiscylliidae. The record is from RefSeq and is a predicted model, not a curated record.